UUGGCAUUGAAUUUAAUUCAUUUCCCUCCUAAUUUCACUUCUUAUCUUCUUCCAAAAGCCAUUUUCAAUAAUUCAAACUCCACAAUCCCCUCAAAACGACAAUUAAAUCCCCACCGAAAUUAUUGUCGUUUUCUUCUCUUCUUACCAAAAACGACAAUCAUCACAAUCACAUUCACCGCCAAUCGCCAUGUCUUUCGUCGUCGACGACGACGACGAUUUCCAGGUCCCUUUAACCCGAUCAACCCCUACUCCCAAAAAUCUCACUCUCUCACAGAAGAAACCAUUGAAAGCUUCAAGCUUUACUACUCCACGGCCAUGGAAGAAACCUAAGCAAUUGAGCUCUGCAGCCUCAUCUUCUUCUUCUUUGCAUUUGGGGAUUCAGGAGAACGAGGGUUUUGAAUCGUUGGAUGGUGUGGAUUGUAGCUUGGAUUCGAUACCGUCUAGUUUUGAUUUCACAAACCCUAAAGUUAGUGACGAAGUUUUCGUUAAUGGCGGUGAGAAAGAAGAAUUGUUGAAUAAAAUUGGGGGGGUUUCUUGUAAUUCGAUUGAGUCUAAGCUGAUUAAGUCUCGAGGUGAUUGUGGAGUUGGUAAUGUUGGGUGCAUUGAAGAAGAAGAAGAAGCAGAAGAAGAAGGGGAUCUUGAUGUUUUGCUCAAUUUACGUUCUGUACUUGAAGAUGGAGAUAGUAUCAAUGGUGGUGAUUCUCCUCAUCAUUCGGAAGGUGAUGGGUUAGUCGAUGAUGGGUAUGAUGGAGUUUCUGUGGCUUGUCCUCUUUGUGGAGUUGAUAUUUCGGAUUUGAGUGAAGAACAAAGACUUGUUCAUACCAAUGAGUGUCUCGACAAAGAAGAUGCUUUAGCUCAAAAUGGCGGGGAGCCUCCAAAUGAUGCUCAAGAUCAAAAUGUUGUUCUUCGUGGUAAGGAUGGUGAGCCUCAAGUGUCUAGGAAAUGUGCUGGUGUUUCUGCCGUUUUGGAGUGGCUGCGCGGUCUUGGUUUGGCGAAAUAUGAAGAUGUUUUUGUUCGAGAAGAGAUUGAUUGGGAUACUCUGCAAUGGCUGACUGAAGAGGAUCUCUUAAGCAUAGGCAUCACAACACUUGGUCCUAGGAAGAAGAUUGUUCUUGCUCUCUCUCAACUUAGAAAAGGAAAUGGUCAAGCAAGUGAAGAACAUAGAAGUACAACUUUCCAGGUCCCUGUUGAACCCGAAAAGAGCACUAGUGGAUUUGAGAUGCCCAACGAUGUAUCUGAGCGGGUAACUGAUAGUGCUAGUAAAAUUGCUGCUAACAAGUUGAUUACAGAUUAUUUUCCAGGAUCUUCCACUGAUAGGAAGAAAGUACGCAGCAUCUCCAAAGAUCAGAGCAUGGUGGCAAAGAGAUCCACUGGUUCUGGUAGUAAACAAGUUACUGCGAAGAAAAAUGUUAGGAAAGGAAAACUCAAGAAUCCUCCAUCUUGGUGUUGUGUUCCGGGAACCCCAUUUCAAGUGGAUGCUUUUCAAUAUCUUAGAGGGGAUUGUUCACAUUGGUUUCUCACUCAUUUCCAUAUGGAUCAUUACCAAGGUCUAACGAAAUCCUUCUGUCAUGGGAAGAUUUAUUGCUCUUUAAUCACAGCUACCCUUGUAAAUAUGAAGAUUGGGAUUCCAUGGGACAGAUUACAAGUCUUACCCCUCAACCAAAAGAUCAACAUUGUUGGUGUUGAUGUGACCUGUGUGGAUGCAAACCAUUGUCCUGGUGCCAUAAUAUUACUUUUUGAACCACCCAACGGUAAGGCUGUUUUACACACUGGAGACUUUCGCUUUAGUGGGGACAAAGACAUUAUGUCUCUUGUACGGACAUGUCCUAUUCAUACACUCAUACUGGAUACAACUUAUUGUAAUUCUCAGUAUGACUUUCCAAAGCAGGAAACGGUAAUACAAUUUGUCCUUGAUGCCAUUCAAGCUGAAACCUUUAACCCCAAAACUCUUUUCCUAAUUGGCAGCUACACAAUUGGUAAGGAACGGCUGUUCUUGGAGGUUGCUCGUGUGCUACGUAAAAAGAUUUACAUCACCACAGCGAAGCUACGUAUUUUAAAAUGUUUGGGGCUACCUAAGGAAGAUAUGCAAUGGUUUACACCAAACGAAAAAGAAAGCCAGAUUCAUGUUGUUCCUAUGUGGACAAUUGCGAGCUUCAAACGACUUAAGCAUGUCGCCAAUCAGUAUGCAGGUAGAUUCAAUCUUAUAGUUGCUUUUUCUCCAACUGGCUGGUCAUUUGGUAAAGGAAAGAAGAAUUCUCCAGGGAGAAAGUGGCAGCAGGGAACAAUAAUAAGGUAUGAAGUGCCAUACAGUGAGCAUAGCAGCUUCUCUGAACUUAGAGAGUUUGUGAAGAUUGUAUCUCCAGUAAACAUAAUACCUAGUGUGAAUAAUGAGGGACCUGAUUCUGCCAAUGCCAUGGUUAACCUCUUAGUCUCUUAAUCUGUAUCCACACACACACACACCAUUAUAAAGCUAGUUUAUUUAAUACAUACUUCAAACAAACAUGUCUUGUAUUAUUGUAAUAAUAAAAACUUUUUCAUAAAAUGAAUUGUAUAUUAAUACAUCAAACUGAUCCAUUCUCCCUUA
Molecule: messenger RNA, 2584 nt
Organism: Cannabis sativa
Lineage: Eukaryota; Viridiplantae; Streptophyta; Magnoliopsida; Rosales; Cannabaceae
Product: DNA cross-link repair protein SNM1
Exons: 11
Coding region: 188-2437 (749 amino acids)
Biological process (GO): double-strand break repair via nonhomologous end joining; interstrand cross-link repair; protection from non-homologous end joining at telomere
Molecular function (GO): 5'-3' DNA exonuclease activity; damaged DNA binding; protein binding
Source: RefSeq, a predicted model, not a curated record